This is a messenger RNA of Aspergillus tubingensis, 639 nucleotides long. RefSeq lists its product as uncharacterized. The record is from RefSeq and is a predicted model, not a curated record. The transcript has a single exon. NCBI's taxonomy places the organism in Eukaryota, Fungi, Ascomycota, Eurotiomycetes, Eurotiales, Aspergillaceae. Bases 1 to 639 code for a protein of 212 amino acids.
AUGGGUCCCACCAAACCAACUCUCCGUCCAUUGACGACUCCUAAGAGCAUGGUCUUUCCAUCCGAGCUCCGCGAGCGAACCUUCACCACAUGCCUUGACCCAGACAGGUCAUCGUCCAUCGUGGGAAAAGGAACCAGCAGCACCGAAGACAACGAGGCCUCUAUCACUCCUCCACCAGCAUACACAGACUUCGUGAACACCUUCAGUCCUAUCUUCUCCAGUCCCACAACAUCCCGUGCCAACUUCUACAAGUACAUGGUCGACAAGCCUCGUCACUCCCCCACUUCCACCACCCCCUCCAGCACCACGUCGACCAACUUCCCGAGUGGCCAGCCAUCGAAGAACAACAGCACCACUGCGGUCGUCCCUCAUCUUACACAUGGUCAACGUAUGCGUCUACCACCGCCGUAUGUCUGCACACCGGUGUCAGACUCCCCGAGGAGUGCACACCCCCUCCACUCUCCUUUCACCUCAUCGGAGUAUAGAGGUCGUCCCUUCGAGUCUCCGGUCAGUGAGGCGGGAAACUCUUUCAGUGUUCGUCAUGUGGUGACCACGACCAUCACGUACAAGCGGGCUCCUCAGCUUGAUGCACCGCCGCUGGGCAAGAAGAGAAAGAAUCUCAAGCGUCGUAACACUUGA